GGCCAGAGGAGAGGCUUUGUGGCAACAGAAUGAACAGGAAUAUUAAGUACUGGAGUUGGCUUCAAGGCUCAUGUGAUUCCUUGGUUACUGUGGGAUGUUCUUUCAGUAGUUUUCAUACUCUUCGCCAUCCAAGUCAUUUGAAUAACCCUGCUGUCUCAGUACAAAUCAGUAUAGAAUGAACAACAAACUGAUGAUGAAGAUGUACGCCUCACGACCCCAGUUUACAAACUGUCCCACAAUGAUUGUGAUGGUUGGUCUGCCAGCCAGGGGAAAGACCUACAUCUCCAAAAAGUUAACCCGAUACCUAAAUUGGAUUGGAGUCCCAACUCAAGUCUUUAAUUUGGGCCAGUAUCGAAGGGAAGUUGUGCAGACAUACAAGAACUAUGAAUUUUUUCGUCCAGACAAUGAAGAAGCCAUGAAAAUCCGCAGAGCCUGUGCCUCAAAUGCUCUUAAGGACAUCGCCAAUUACUUCACUAAGGAGCAGGGACAAGUUGCAGUAUUUGAUGCCACCAAUACUACAAGAGAGAGAAGAGGAGUCAUCAUCAGUUUUGCUAAGGAGAAGGGCUAUAAGGUGUUUUUCAUUGAGUCGUUUUGUGACGACCCAGAAAUCAUUGAGGCAAAUAUAAUGCAAGUAAAACUGAGCAGCCCGGAUUAUGAAAACUACGACAAAGAGGAAGCACUGGUGGACUUUCUGAAGCGUAUUGAUUGUUAUAACAUGUCCUAUGUCCCCCUGGAUGAGGAAAAGGACAGACACCUCUCCUUCAUUAAGAUCUUUAACGUGGGAUCCAGGUACCUCGUCAACUGCGUCCAGGAUCACAUUCAGAGUCGUAUAGUGUAUUACCUCAUGAACAUCCACGUCACACCGCGAUCCAUUUAUCUGAGCCGCCACGGAGAAAGUGAGCUCAACCUGCUUGGAAGAAUCGGUGGAGACACAGGCCUCUCUUCACAGGGCCAAAAGUAUGCCAAGGCCCUUGCAGAGUUCAUCAGGGGUCAGUCCAUCAAGGACCUGAAGGUGUGGACCAGCCACAUGAAGAGGACCAUACAGACAGCAGAGGCACUGGGCGUCCCAUAUGAACAGUGGAAGGCGUUGAACGAAAUCGAUGCGGGUGUAUGUGAGGAGAUGACAUACGAGGAGAUUCAGGCAACCCAUCCAGAAGAGUUUGCCUUAAGAGACCAGGACAAGUACCGCUAUCGAUAUCCAAAGGGUGAAUCGUAUGAAGACCUGGUGCACCGUCUAGAGCCAGUCAUAAUGGAGCUUGAGAGACAAGAGAAUGUGCUGGUCAUCUGCCACCAGGCAGUCAUGCGUUGUCUACUGGCCUACUUUCUGGACAAAAGUGCAGAUGAUCUACCGUAUCUAAAGUGUCCUUUGCAUACUGUUCUCAAACUAACUCCAUUAGCUUACGGAUGUAAAGUGGAGUCCUUCUAUUUAAACAUCCAAGCAGUGAACACACACAGGGACAGACCCACAAAUGUGAAUGUCGCAAGAAAGCCAGAAGAAGCACUACAGACUGUACCUGAACAUCUAUAAUCAUAAAAAAAUCUUAAAUUUGCCAUUUUUGCACAAUUAAUCUACACAUAGAUUGUGCAAAUGGAUAACAAGGUGGGAUGAAGGAAUUUAAAAGGACAUGAGAAUAUGUUUCCAUUAAGAUUAUCAAGGUCUGCAAACACAAAAGUGGGAUCCAAAAGUCUGAGACCACAUCUGUUUUUUUUUCUUCUCAAAAAAUGUAAUGUAAUGAUUUUUAAUUUUUAUUUCCAAUUCAACUCUUCAUUCAAAUUUUGUGGUUAAUAUGAAUUUUCCUUACAAAUUAUAUUGAUGUAUUAAAUUAGAAAACUCGGACCAGAAUUUUUGUGCAUUUUCACUAGGGCUCUCAGACUUUUGAAUUGUACUUUAGUUUUUCAAACUAAACUGUGAAAAUCAAAUAUGUUUGUACUUUGUUGAUAAGAUGGUUGCAUUGGCCUAAUGUUUUUAGUUAAAAUGGAUGUUGCAACUAAAGAUAACUUUGACCUUUUACUAGUUUAAAAUGUUUAGUUAGAACAGGUAAAAUCCCCAUUGUGUUAAAGUGCAUAGACUUUAUUUUAUUAAUUUUAAUAUUGUGUUCAAAGAUCUGGGCAAUAAUACCCUUUUAUGCAUUCAUAAAGUACAGUAAUCAGAAGACGAUUCAGUUAGUUAACAGCACCA
This is a messenger RNA of Sinocyclocheilus anshuiensis, 2179 nucleotides long. Its product is annotated as 6-phosphofructo-2-kinase/fructose-2,6-bisphosphatase-like. Lineage: Eukaryota; Metazoa; Chordata; Actinopteri; Cypriniformes; Cyprinidae. Gene Ontology annotation, molecular function: fructose-2,6-bisphosphate 2-phosphatase activity; ATP binding; 6-phosphofructo-2-kinase activity. The coding region runs from base 176 to 1528 and encodes 450 amino acids. The record is from RefSeq and is a predicted model, not a curated record. Gene Ontology annotation, cellular component: cytosol; 6-phosphofructo-2-kinase/fructose-2,6-biphosphatase complex. The transcript has 15 exons. Gene Ontology annotation, biological process: fructose 2,6-bisphosphate metabolic process; fructose metabolic process.